This is a messenger RNA of Sapajus apella (tufted capuchin), 2262 nucleotides long. It is a transcript of the gene TCFL5, whose product is annotated as transcription factor like 5. Gene Ontology annotation, biological process: spermatogenesis; regulation of DNA-templated transcription. NCBI's taxonomy places the organism in Eukaryota, Metazoa, Chordata, Mammalia, Primates, Cebidae. Gene Ontology annotation, cellular component: nucleus. Gene Ontology annotation, molecular function: DNA-binding transcription factor activity, RNA polymerase II-specific; protein dimerization activity; RNA polymerase II cis-regulatory region sequence-specific DNA binding. The record is from RefSeq and is a predicted model, not a curated record. The transcript has 6 exons. The coding region runs from base 92 to 1441 and encodes 449 amino acids.
CGAGGCGGGCGCCGAGGGCGCGGGCGGCGGGGACGCGGCGCCGGGCGAGCCGGGGCUGAGCUUCACGACCACCGACCUGAGCCUGGUGGAGAUGACGGAGGUGGAGUUCACGCAGCUGCAGCACUUCCUCUGCUCGCACAUGGAGGCGGCGGCCGACGGCGAGCUCGAGACGCGCCUCAGCUCGGCGCUGCUGGCGGCGGCGGGCCCGGGCGCGGGCGGCUUCGCGGCGGGCGGGCUGGGGGGCGCGGCGCCCGUGUACCCCGUGCUGUGCCCGCCCGCGCUGGCGGCCGACGCGCCCUGCCUGGGCCACAUCGACUUCCAGGAGCUGCGCAUGAUGCUGCUGAGCGAGGCGGGCGCGGCGGAGAAGACGCCGGGCGGCGGGGACGGGGCGCGGGCCCGGGCGGACGGCGCCAAGGAGGGCGCGGCGGCGGGCGCGGCGGGACCCGAGGCGGCGCCCGAGGCCCGGGCCAAGCCGGCCGUGCGCGUCCGCCUGGAGGACCGCUUCAACAGCAUCCCCGCCGAGCCGCCGCCCGCGCCGCGCGGCCCCGAGCCCCCCGAGCCGGGCGUGGCGCUCAACAAUUUGGUAACUCUCAUUCGCCAUCCAUCUGAAUUAGUGAAUGUCCCUCUUCAUCAGCAACAAAACAAAUGUACAACAUUAGUGAAGAAUAAACCUGCCGCCUCAGCUACUGCUUUGCAGUUCACCUACCCGCUGUUUACUGCGAAUGCUUGCUCCGCUAGUGGAAAUUCUAGUCUUUCACAGACACAGAGUUCUAGUAACUCAUGUUCUAUACUUGAAGCUGCCAAGCACCAGGAUAUUGGAUUGCCUAGAGCAUUUUCUUUCUGUUAUCAGCAAGAAAUCGAAUCCACUAAACAGACGUUAGGUAGUAGAAACAAAGCUUUGCCUGAGCAAGUCUGGAUUAAAGUGGGAGAAGAAGCGCUAUGCAAACAAGCACUAAAUAAGAGGAAUCGGAGUAGAAUGCGUCAGUUGGACACAAAUGUAGAACGAAGAGCCCUUGGAGAGAUUCAGAAUGUGGGCGAAGGUGCCGCAGCCACGCAGGGCGCUUGGCCGUCCUCGGAGUCCUCACAGUCCAACCUGGGGGAGCAGGCCCAGAGCGGGCCCCAGGGAGGAAGGUCUCAGCGUAGGGAGAGGCAUAACCGAAUGGAAAGAGAUAGAAGGCGCAGAAUCCGCAUUUGCUGUGAUGAGUUGAAUCUCUUAGUCCCAUUCUGCAAUGCCGAGACUGAUAAGGCCACAACUCUGCAGUGGACCACAGCAUUCCUGAAAUAUAUCCAGGAAAGACAUGGAGAUUCUCUUAAAAAGGAAUUUGAGAGUGUAUUUUGCGGUAAAACUGGCCGAAGGCUAAAGCUGACCAGACCGGACUCCUUGGGGACCUGCCCUGCACAGGGCAGUCUGCAGAGUAGCCCCCCGAUGGAGAUCAAGUGAUCGGACUGAAGGAAUCCUUUGGGAAUGAACAGCCGUUCCUUUGUGACCCACGCAUGUUUUCCACAGCCCUGGAAUUCUGCUCCGAUAGUCUGACUCGAAAGGGACGUGACUCAGGCUGACGGGACUCCGGAAGGGACUUUGAGAGCACAUUUUCUAAAGAUAUUUAUCUAGAACCAAAUACUUACCCAUUAAUGUCCUCUUAGACCACUUGGGGAGGAAGCCAUCUUGAUAAUUAGUAAGUAUUUUUUUCAAUUACCCGAUUCCAUCAUGUUUUCUUAACAUGAUAACUUAAACAUUAGCAUCCUUUGUACUUUCUGUAGUCUGAAAAGGUACAUUGCUUUUUAUUUAUCUUAUUUACAUUUUAAAUAUGCCCCUUUAGCAAUUGGAACAAGUUAAAUUGUUAACUAAAAACAGUUUGGAAAUUUUAUUGGUUCUAUCACACCCCUUCGUAAUGAUUUUGAGUCACAUGGUGCUGCAUUGCAACAGGCAGGACCAUUGUAAACCUUUUUGCUAAACAUUUUCCAGAUAACUUGCUUUAAAGCUCUUUUGCCCACAAAUGAAAUAUCUCGGUAGAUUACCUAAAGGCCCACUCAUUUUCCUAUCGAGAGUCAUUACUUAGGUGAAAUACACUGGUAUUUGGAAUUGAGUUUUUAAAUGAGUGGCUUUAUUUAUGACAACAGAUAAUACCAGUAGACGCUAGCGUGCCAGAGUCACCUGCGCUCAAUACUGUUGACUGGAGAUGUGAGUUUGCACAGUAACAUCAGACUAGAUCUUUGUAUGGGAGAGGAUUUACUGUACAUUAAAUUCUUUAUUUUUUGUUA